Molecule: messenger RNA, 964 nt
Organism: Tachysurus vachellii
Lineage: Eukaryota; Metazoa; Chordata; Actinopteri; Siluriformes; Bagridae
Gene: pdf
Product: peptide deformylase, mitochondrial
Exons: 2
Coding region: 148-873 (241 amino acids)
Biological process (GO): N-terminal protein amino acid modification; peptidyl-methionine modification
Cellular component (GO): mitochondrion
Molecular function (GO): peptide deformylase activity
Source: RefSeq, a predicted model, not a curated record
UGGCGGCCAUAUUGGAACCGAGUAAGGGCAAACAAACGAGGAAAGGUUUAGGGGUAUUUUCACCUAACUCCAGCCUGUGCGUCAUUUUGUUUUUCUGUAUUUCAUCUCUUGAACUUUCCCACACAGAGGACCUAACCUGCGGUGAUAAUGAACAGACACAUGAGAACAUGUCUAGCUUGUUUGUUAAGAGUCAGGACUGAUUUAUCCACCAGCAAGACUUCAUACACGUGCACUGCACCUUUCCGGGCUCAUUCCAUGGGCGUGAAAACGCGCUCGUAUCUGCAGUAUGUCAAGAGGAAAAUACAAGCACCGAAAGCCCCUCCGUACAGCCACGUGUGUCAGGUCGGAGAUCCGGUCUUGCGAUGCAAAGCCUCACAUGUGGCGCCGGCAGAUGUGCAGGGACCAGAUGUGCAGCGCGUGAUCGGCACCAUGGUAACGGUGAUGCGCAGGCUGAAGUGUGUGGGACUUAGCGCGCCGCAAGUUGGGGUUCCUCUGCGCAUCAUAGCUGUGGAGUAUACAGAGAAAAUGCUGCAUGAGAACUCUCCAGCUGUCAUCGAGGCCCGUGGUCUGGUCUCAGUUCCCCUCAAGGUGUUUAUUAAUCCACAGCUCCGUGUGCUGAAUGGACAGACUGUCAACUUCCAGGAGGCCUGUGAGAGUAUCUCGGGCUUCUCUGCUUCUGUUCCACGAUACAUCUCUGUAGAGGUUUCAGGACUGAAUGAAAAAGCCGAACCUGUCACCUGGCAAUCAAGUGGCUGGCCAGCAAGGAUACUGCAGCAUGAGAUGGAUCACCUUGAUGGAGUUCUUUAUAUUGACCAUAUGGACAGUAAAACGUUUAUAAAUGUUAACUGGGAGGAAUACAAUGAGAAACAUUAAAAAAAAUAUACAUAAGCUUGCCAAUGAUUGUGCUUUAAACUGAAACUUUUUAUUCCAGUUUUAAUAAAUUUAUGCUCAUUUGUGUGAAGAA